Messenger RNA from Sporothrix schenckii 1099-18, 1011 nucleotides. RefSeq lists its product as uncharacterized. The transcript has 2 exons. The coding region runs from base 1 to 1011 and encodes 336 amino acids. Gene Ontology annotation, molecular function: hydrolase activity. Lineage: Eukaryota; Fungi; Ascomycota; Sordariomycetes; Ophiostomatales; Ophiostomataceae. The record is from RefSeq and is a predicted model, not a curated record.
AUGACUCUGAUGAAGCAAGUGGGCUAUGUCAACCCAGAGCUCAGAGAGAUCCUCGACAAGAGCGGCCCCGUGGCCUCUCUGGGAGAGACAACCGACAUCCAAGCCCUGCGGGCGACUCUUCGACAACGCAAGCUGGCGAUGACGGCGUCGGCCGGUCCAUCCACGUCGACCAUUCGCGAGACAGACCACAGUAUUACCACACGGGACGGUGGACAGAUUGUGGUGCGCGUCUACAAGGACAGUACCACCUCGACGUCUGGUCCUGUCUUGGUCGUUCUCCAUGGCGGCGGCUGGGUCCUCGGCGACCUGGACAACGAGGCCUUGCUCUGUCGCUCGUGGUGUGCGUUGGUACCGGGCGCCGUGAGUGUCAACGUCGACUACCGGCUGGCGCCCGAGCACAAGUUCCCGGUCCCGGUGCACGACUGCCACGAUGCCGUGUGCUGGGUGGCGGCGCACCCGGACGUGCACGGCGGUGAUUUAUCUGCAGGAUUCAUUGUCGGUGGCGUGUCGGCCGGCGCCAACAUGGCCUGUUCGGUGGCUCACCUGGCACGCGACGAGGGCCUGACACCGCCGCUGACGGGCGUGUACCUCAACAUUCCGAGCCUGCUGGCGCCCCAGGCCGUUCCCGACAAAUGGAAGGCGGUCUACACGAGCCGCGACGAAAACAAGGACGCGCCCAUUCUCAACGCGGGUGCGAUUGCCCUCUUCCGCCAACUCUACGAGGACGACCCACUGUCGCCGCUCAUGUCGCCGGCCGUCUGGCCGUCGGGCCACAAGGGACAACCGCCGACGUAUCUGCAGGUAGCCGGGAUGGACCCGCUACGCGAUGAGGGCUUGAUUUACGAGCGCAUGCUGCGCGAGGAAGCGGGCGUCACUACGCGGCUGGACGUCUACCCGGGCCUCCCGCAUGGCUUUUCGUCCUGGUGGCCCAAGGCAGAGUUCAGCCAGAAGCAGCGCCAGGACACAGCUAAGGGGUUGCAGUGGCUGCUGGAGGCAGGGCGCAAGAAGUGA